CCAUAAAAAAACACUACACUCCACAAAUGGGUGACGUGCCCGUGCCAAGAACAUCGACAAUUGUUAUUAUAUUUUGCUAACUGGAACGGGCCAAGCAGUCGUUGGCCAGCUAAACCAAAUGCAGUAAUAGCCUCGCCGAGCAGUGAGCACACAAAUUGAUUGUUUGUCGCUAGUGGCGACAGGGACAGGGACGGGACAGGUCGCACGCACGACAGAGGAGAAUGGGCAUCAACGUCAGCCGGACGGCGGACCUGGGGUCCAACGAGUGGCUGCAGCGGUUCGUUGGGCGCCACCACAUUGCCCACGAUGACGAGGCCUUCUGGAAUGGAUUGCUCAACUACAACAUUGUGCUGCCGGAGAACAGCCAGGAUCAGCUGAACCUGGACAGCCGGCUGGAGACGCUGUGCCAGUCGUUCAUUGGCAACAAUCUGAAGACGGGCAAUUUCGGCUCCCUGGUCACCGUGUUCCUGGAGAAGACCAGCGAGCUGCUGUCGCUGUCCGACCAGGAGAGCAACAUGCAUGUGUGGCAGACCUUCAACGCCCUCUUCAUCAUUCGCAGCCUGGUCAAGUACAUCAACGAGACCGGAUCCGAGUUCCAGUUGUUGCAGCAUUUCGAGGCGUUGCCCAGCGCCGAGCUUGUGCAGGCGGCCGUUGAGCUGCAGCAACAGACGCCGGCGGAAAGUGCCACCAUUGCCAUCGAGGCCACGGAGCAGGCAGCGACCGCUGCUGCAGCAGCCGCCUCAGCGCCUGUCUUCGUGGACGGCGCCAAGUUCGAGACCUUCAUUGAUGCCUUGGUGAACCUGAUUGUAGUGAUUCCCGUCAAGGAGUUCACCUACCACCUGCACCUGGAGGCCGUCAACAUGCUGAUCACGCUGCUGUCGGUGCAUCUGUUUGCGCAGCAGCCCACAGAUAAGUCGAUCGUCUUUCGCACGGUCUUCAAGUGCCAGCACGCCAACGUGCUGAUGUCGGCCCUGCUGCACUUUGUGGCGCGCAUGGUGGAGGUGCCGCACACCAUGUUCGGCUCCAGCUCGGCGGGCUCCUUCGUCUUCGGCAUCGCUGAAUCGCUGCUCUCCAUCUUCACGUUCCGCAAGCAGCAGGAUGUGCUGAAGGCGAGCAACGCCGUGGGCGGCGAGCUCUCACAGCAGUUUCGCACCCACUAUCCGCUGGCCAACCAGAGCCUGCUGCUCAUCCUCAUACUGACAAACCACUGCACGGCCCAGGAGAAUGCCUAUCGCGCCAGUCUCUUCGGCUGCGCCGACUCCAAAGACUCGCCCAAGCAGGGAACGGUGUCCUUCCAGAUAGACUUCUCGGCCGUUUACGAGACAUUGUGCCGCAUUGUCACCAUUGACCAGGCCACGCUGCUGCUCUAUCUGCUGCUCCAUCGCAACGAGCGCUUCUACAGGUUCGUCAUGCAGCAGCAGGACCUCGAGCAGCUGGUCAUACCCAUUCUGCAGACCCUGUACAAUGCCCCCGACAGCAACUCCCAUCACAUCUACAUGUCGCUGAUUGUGCUCCUCAUUCUGAGCGAAGACGAGGGCUUCAACAAAAACGUCCACACGAUUAUGCUGAAGAACAUCACGUGGUAUACGGAGCGCACCAUAUCGGAGAUAUCGCUGGGCGGCAUCCUCAUCCUGAUCGUCAUCCGCACCAUACAGUACAACAUGCUGAAGAUGCGCGACAAGUACUUGCACACCAAUUGCCUGGCAGCUCUGGCCAACAUGUCCGGACACUUCCGCGCCCUCCAUCCCUAUGUGGCGCAACGCCUGGUCUCGCUCUUCGAGACGCUGGCGCGCAAGCACACGCGGCUGGAUGCCCAGCUGAAGGAGCCCGCCGACAGUGCUGUGUUCGUCAAUGUCGCCACCACGGCCGAGGAUAUGCUCCAGGAUCUGAGCGUGCUGGAGGAGGUGCUGCGCAUGGUAUUGGAAAUCCUCAACUCCUGCCUUACAAAUCAGCUCGUGUACUGCCCGAAUCUGGUCUACACGCUGCUGUACAAGCGCAGUGUCUUCGAGGGAUUCCGCAGUCAUCACGCCUUCCAGGACGUCGUCCAGAACAUCGACAUGGUGGUGGGCUUCUUCUCAUCGCGGUUGCAGCGUGUGCAGGAACAGCGCGGCGAACUGGGUGUCAACGAGGUGCUCGAGGUGAUAUCGAAGGGUGCCAGCCAAUGGUCCAGCGAUCGGCUGAGGAAGUUUCCGGAUCUUAAGUUUAAGUACGUGGAGGAGGAUGCACCCGAGGAGUUCUUCAUUCCAUAUGUCUGGACGCUGGUCUGCAAGUACGGCUGCGUGCACUUCAGCUCGGAGAGCAUAAAGAGCGUCACCACGGACAUUGCCUGCUAAUACGCACACUCUUCGUCUUCGCCUUCGUCUUCGUCUUCGCUUCUCCUGCAUGUCUGAUCUAUGUGUAUGCCAUCUACUAAGACGGAGCCUGGCCCGCACCUCCAUUUGUAUGCCUAAUGCACUAAUUCAAGCCAAGAGCUCACACUGUUGUAUCGAAAAAUAACGAAAAGCAAAAGCAAAACGAAA
Molecule: messenger RNA, 2519 nt
Organism: Drosophila subobscura
Lineage: Eukaryota; Metazoa; Arthropoda; Insecta; Diptera; Drosophilidae
Product: dymeclin
Exons: 5
Coding region: 222-2333 (703 amino acids)
Biological process (GO): Golgi organization
Cellular component (GO): Golgi apparatus
Source: RefSeq, a predicted model, not a curated record